GAUGAUACCUAAUAUUUGGGUUUCUUUCUUUCUUACUUUUUCUUUUUUUUUUUGGUGAGAACCCUAACCUAACCCCAUUGGGUUCGUACUGCGCCCGCCUCACUGUCAGGAAUUCAGGCAGGAUUUGCUCCUUGGAAAGGAAACCGUAGUCAUAUAGGCUUUUGGCUUUCGCCUUUCGUCCUCUCCAAACCCCAACGCGGGGGGUAGAUCUCCGUCCGUCUAUCCGUCUCGUCACCAUGGUUCAGACCAAGAACCCCAAGAAAUCCAAGCCCAGGAAGCAGCACGAUGGCGGGAAGAAGCAUGGAAAACAGGAUGCUGUAGCAGAAUUUUGUUCUCAGCUUGAUGCCAUGGGCUUAAAAAUAAUUCAAGUGACAGCAGAUGGCAAUUGUUUCUUUCGGGCUCUGGCUGAUCAGCUGGAAGGCAAUGAAGAGGAACACAAAAAGUAUCGUGACAUGGUGGUACAAUAUAUUUUGAAUCACCGUGAGGACUUUGAACCAUUUAUUGAGGAUGAUGUUCCAUUUGAUGAAUAUUGUCAGUCCAUGGAAAAGGAUGGUACAUGGGCAGGCCAUAUGGAACUACAAGCAGCUUCUCUUGUUACUAGAAGAAAUAUCUGUAUUCAUCGACUUAGGUCUCCUCGCUGGUAUAUAAAUAAUUUCAGCAGUCAUGAGGCUAGUAUGAUUCAUUUAUGCUAUCACGAUGGUGAACACUACAAUAGCGUUCGGUUGAAGGAAGAUUAUUGUGAAGGACCUGCUAAGCCAAUCAUUAUUAAGGUGGAUGCUGAGAUCUCUGCAACUGGCCAUAACAAAAAAGUAACAGUUAAUAAAUCAAAAGGGUCCUCUCAUAAGCAAACUUUUGAUGCUCAAUCAGUUAAAAUGGUUAUGGCUGGAACAGGAUGUCAGAAUGUUGAUAAGGUUGAACAGGUUUUACGAGAAGUAGAUGGUGAUGUUGAUGCUGCAAUUGAAUUUUUGAUAGCAGAUCAGGAAUCAGAUGAUAAUGUAAAUGCCUCUGAAGACAAUGUCAAUCAUGGAGAUGAUCAAAAUGAAAUCUGUGGACGACCAGAGACUGCAUCAAUGGAUACUGAAUGUGAAGUUGGUGUAGCCAGUAGCAACACUCAACCUGUUCAAAGCCACAGUAUUCAGCAUGACGAUAAGAAAAUAUCAAGAAAUAAAGAGUGCCCUUGUGGAUCAAAAAAGAAGUACAAGGCUUGUUGUGGUUCAGCUAAGGGGAAAUCCUCAGCAUCACCUGUAAUCAAUGACAAAUCUGCUGCCAAUAAAGGCAGGAAGGGAACAAAGCGCAGCAGGAAAAGGGAAAACAUAAGAGAAGUACCAGGCAAUGGAUCUGGACCUCUGCCAGAUAUGGGAGCUCUUUGCAUUUGAUCUUGUGGUAUGGCACAAAAAGAUGCACUGAACCAUGAGCGCACAUUUACAAUCCUAUAUUUGCACUUCUGAGUUGAUAAUUCUACACCUGAUCUCGGCAUCAUAAUUUGGUUGGAAGAGAAUAGCUAGCAGAUUCAGUGGUAGGAUGAGGCCUCAUGUUGAACCUUCAAACCUGUCACUCAGAGCAAUAUGGUACCCCAGGUGAUGUUUGUUAUUUGACAAUACAGAUAUGAUUUGUUUGUCACGCCACCAAACAUUGUUUUUCUUUGCAGGAGUAAAAGAGAGACAAUUACUAGUAUCUCCCAAGGAAAUGAAAUUCUUUCAGAUGCAUGGUUUCACUGGGUAUUUUUGUAUGAGCUAUUCGUCACCAGCUGAAACUUUGGUUUACCAGUAAUGUGCAGUGAGUAUUCAGCAGUUAUUAUGGACCACAUGCUGUUGUAACCAUCUGCAUGCUUUUCUUUGGGUAAUUACUUAUGCAUCCUUAGCUGUAUAAGCAGUGUGCCUGGAUCGGAUGCAACAUAAUUUUCAGUUAUGGUGUUUGAUUAAUAAGGUAGAUAUCAUGCCACUUUGGAGCAUUCUACAAUGUACCUUUAAUAUUUAGAUGCUCUGAGUAACGGAGGAUGCAGGAUUUGUAAUUUAUAGGUUUUGAUGUGAUGAAAGAAUGCAUGGUUUCAGUUACAGAUGUGGACGUGGUAAACAUGUGACAAUUAAUGCAGGCGUUAUAACGUAUAUAUUUCCAGGCAUGCGC
Messenger RNA from Elaeis guineensis (African oil palm), 2124 nucleotides. Its product is annotated as OVARIAN TUMOR DOMAIN-containing deubiquitinating enzyme 7. Gene Ontology annotation, molecular function: cysteine-type deubiquitinase activity. Gene Ontology annotation, biological process: protein deubiquitination. Lineage: Eukaryota; Viridiplantae; Streptophyta; Magnoliopsida; Arecales; Arecaceae. The record is from RefSeq and is a predicted model, not a curated record.